Photinus pyralis (common eastern firefly) is the source of this 1271-nucleotide messenger RNA. RefSeq names its product chymotrypsin BI-like. Lineage: Eukaryota; Metazoa; Arthropoda; Insecta; Coleoptera; Lampyridae. The transcript has 7 exons. The coding region runs from base 462 to 1250 and encodes 262 amino acids. Gene Ontology annotation, molecular function: serine-type endopeptidase activity. The record is from RefSeq and is a predicted model, not a curated record. Gene Ontology annotation, biological process: proteolysis.
GGAGAUUUCGAAUUUUUGAUAAAAUGCUCUUAUUAAUAUAUUAACUACAUAAACAAUCUCUUACACACAAUGUUUCUAAACAAAAGUGUACAAUUUUGUUAACUAAAAGCCCUGCACUAAAGCCCACAGAUUCUUGAGCGUAGUAUCAAGUUAUAAGCCUCUGGAGCCGGUUGUACAAGGGUGGUAUAACCGACACUAGAAACUGUUCAGUGCACUCGGGAGCUGGUAUUGGAGAAGAUGCAAGUGUUAAAAUGAAAAGCUCACUUCCUGUUACUUCCUCGGUCAAAAAUAGCAUACGUAUUUCGCACAAUCACGGUACGAUGAAUUGCUUUGGAGGACCUUCAGUGUAUUCAAACAACGGAUAUUAAAAAAGCAAUUCACAACGACACUUGACAUUGUAAGAUAAUCAUGACAACGAUAUAUAAGUUGGAGGUAUUCCAAUACAUUCAUCAAUAUUCAACAUGAAACAUCUACUGGUAGUUCUGCUGGCCGGGUUAACCACAGCUUUCCGAUUUACACCGGCCGUUGUCUUCAAAGAUGUCGAGAGGCCCAAAAUUAUAAAUGGGUCACCGGCCGUAGCAGGCCAGUUCCCUUGGCAGGUAUCGAACCGUUUCAAAACUCUGUACGGUACGUCUUUCUGUGGGGGUUCUUUAAUUUCCAAUAGUUGGGUUCUAACAGCAGCUCAUUGUGUUCAAAAUGCUUAUUCCUUUGAGAUUGGUUUGGGUAGCUUGAGUUCUAAAAGUAAUAGCUUAAUGGUGGUAACGGAUGAAGGAUUUCCUCACGAAGCAUACGAUCCCUACUCCUUAAACAACGACAUUGGGUUAAUAAACCUAAAGAGGACAGUCGAGUUUACUGAUACGAUUAGAGCCAUACGGCUUGGAAAGGACUACGUUGCCGAUCACACAGGAUUAACUGUCAGUGGGUGGGGGAAAACAUCUGAUGCCUCGACCAGUGUUUCUGCAGCACUCAAUUUUGUCGAAUUAACAACAAUCCCCAAUAAAGUUUGUGGGAAUAUCUACUCAUCUGCAGUAACCGAUGACGUAGUCUGUUGCACGGGCGAAAACUCAAAAAGCACGUGUAACGGUGACAGUGGAGGCCCACUAAUUCAUCUAGACGCAAACGGCACGGCAACUCACGUUGGCGUUGUGAGUUUCGGGCAUAUCGCGGGAUGCGCCAAAGGAUACCCCGCUGGAUUCUCCCGGACUUCGCGCUAUGGUAGCUGGAUUAAGUCCCACACUGGUAUUGAAUAAUUUGUAAAGGCGAAAUAAAGA